GGUUGGGAGGGAAGAGAGAGAAAGAGACACACACAGAGAGAGUUGAGUCGUGUCCCAUAUGUGGAAAAAAAGCAUAGUACUGCACACACAAGCCUGUCUGCUCCAGGGAUUAUCUAACUGCUUUUGAAUCUGACGUGGAAAAUGCAGGCAUGAGUAGGAACACAUUUGUUUGAGUCCCAAUGUGAGUGCAGGCCAGCGAUGGACUACAGCCGUACAGACGCUAACCUGGGUUUGACCGCAGAACUGUUACCGUAAUCGAGACCAGAUCCACAGAAUGCUGAGUCCCAUUGUUCCCUAUAGCCUAUUGAAGAUGCACUGGAACCCGGAGCAUGCACAGCCCCUGAGCCAGUGGCCUGAGCAGCAUUUGGACGUGUCCUCCACCACCUCAUCCCCGGCCCACAAGCCUGAGCUCUACCCCAGCCGCAGCCGUAGCUCCUACAGCUAUGCCUGGGCAAAUGAUGACAUCUCAGCCCUUACUGCCUCCAACCUGUUGAAGCGAUACGCUGAGAAAUACUCUGGCAUGCUAGACUCACCGUACGAACGCCCUGCUGUGGGCACAUACCCUGAGCCUGGAGCCUUUGGGGCUCUUAACGGAGGCCAAAAAAGUGAACUGGAGCCUUGGCCUCUCACGCACAGCACUGACGGGGGAUAUCCCUUGGUGCCUCCUUCCUCUCAUGAUGGUCUUUCGGGACAAAAGGUGGUUCCCACAUCAGCAGGCCAACCAGGCUCGGGCAACGUGUCAGCAGUUAACAUAAACCUUUCGGACUCAGGAUACAGUGGGAGCAGCUCCUGCAGUGGGCCCCAUUCCAGUGACUACCCGCCCAGUUACAAUGGCACCUACCUCUCAUCAGGGUACUGUCCCCAACCCAGUUCAGCACUUCCACCAGCCUCAUUACAUGCCCUUCAGCCUAGCCCUACACUACUACCCAGUUACACACCUUCCACCCCUGUAUACAACUACCCCCCUAGCACCUACUCUCACCAGACUAGCCUUGCUCCUAGCUACAUCCAUCCAACAGCCACUUACAUGCCCACGGGCAUAGCCGCCCCCUCUCCACUUCCAUCAAGACCCACAGUGGUUGGUGGCAAUUAUGUAUAUCAGAACAGUAGUUUAGGGGGAUCAGAGACUGGGGGCUCUCUGAAGAGAAAAGCAUUUGAGAUGACCCUGGAUGAGGAAGAUGGAGACAGUUCACGCUAUAGGAAAUAUAGCUAUGACCCCAUAAAAACUGGGGGAGAUUCUCCAUAUGGGGUCAGUGAAAAAGCUGAGUGCCGUGGAAAUGGCUUUGGAAUGGGCAACACAGAUCCUCAAGCAUUUAAGCCUAGUAAACCUUCAUCUCAGUCAAGCCUGGAAGGAGAGGAAGUGGGGAAGUACAGUGGGAUAAAGCCAUUGGUUUCACCAGCGUAUGGAGCCGCAGGGGAUUACAGUCCACCAGCAGCCAUGACUGGGGAGAAUGGAGGGGCGGAGCAAGACUUCUCCCAGCAUCAUUCUCAGAAGCGCUCCGAUCCAGUGAAAAGCAUGGAGCCCCGAAUGCUGGAGCUAGUAAGCCAGGAACUUCAAGAUUGCAGCCCAGCUUUGCUUUGGAGUGAACUAGCUGGCAACUGUCACAUCAAAGCAGCACUGGAGGAGGACGUGCUGUGGCCUGUCCUGCGACCCAACCCUGCCAUCCGCCCACCCAGAACUGUCCUGCUGUUUGGCCCUCAAGGAGGGGGCAAAGCAACACUGGUAAGAUCCAUGGCAUCUCAACUGGGUGCUAGCUUCUAUAGGCUGAGUUGCACAACUUUGGCCUCUAAACUGAAAGGAGAAGCAGAGCAACUUCUUGUCACUCUGUUCUCGGUAGCAUCAGCCCGACAACCAGCUGUGGUUUUGCUCAGCGAGGUAGAGGCCGUUGAGGAGGAAGGUCUCAGACAGCAACUGCAGGCCCAGCUAGAGAAGAUUCAACAUGGUCAGAGCAGCUUGGUUCUGGUUGUGUGCACCACAAGACGGCCUGAUUUGAUCAAAGAUUCCCUCUUGCGCUGCUUCUCCAAGCGUUACCACAUAGGCCUGCCAGAUGGAAGCACACGCAGACAUGUGCUUCUGCAGGCGCUGGCGCCCCAAGGCUUCACUCUGGGUGAAAGGGAGAUGUCAGCAGUACUGCAGCGUUCAGAAGGCUUCUCUGUCUGGGAGCUGCUGCAACUCUGCCAGCAGGCCCUGGCGUCAUCUGCUGCCUCUGCACCCGUGCCCUUGCAUGGUCUCUCUUCAUCCCUUUCUUCCCCUACCCUCCAAGACUUUGAAAAUGCUUUCUGUAAGGUACGCCCUCACAGCACCCCCAAAGAACUGGACACUUGUAUGGAGUGGAGCAAGGUUUAUAGCCACUGAGAACCUAGUCAACCACUGGUUGGAGACUGCUAAAUGCUUUUCUUUCUUUCUUUUUUUCUUUCUUUUUUUUUUAACUACUUGCAGCCAAAAGAGUGGGACUUGAAAUUACAGUCUAUGGUGGGGUGGCAUUUUGGAUUUAAUGUGUUUAAUCUAGGGAAUAUGCCCAGGGUGUGUUGUUUUUCUAUAAAUAUACAUAUACUUUAUUUUUUUCCCAAAGAAAUUAAAUACUAGGCCUUUCUUGAAGGGGCAUUUAGUAGUUGCUUGGCAUAUCUGAUAGAAAGACUGAAUUAUAUUUUGGAGUUCCACUGGGAUUCCAAUUAGCCUUGAUCCUGGACUAAACCUGGAGGCUUUUCCCCCAUUAAAAACAUCUCUCAGGAUCCUAUUUAUUGCCAGUCCACUCCAGUGGUGUUGUUUUAUUUGCGUUGAUUUGUUUUAAGAUCAUUUGGUGUUAAAGGGCUUAGGAUAUAUCAAAACGACUUUGUUUGUACCAAAAAUGCUCACCAACAUUAUAAUGUCCAAGUCGCAGCAUUCACCAAAAUGUAUUUACUGUUAUGCAACUCUUAGGGAAGAAAGCAACAGUAUUUUACAAAAUUGAUUGUUAGGCCACGUUCAUAUCUUGUGCACUUUGUCAAAAUGGUCAUUUUACCAAAAGCGUAUGCAUUGCUACCCAAAAAGUAUUAAAAUGCUAAUCCAUAGAAAGUCAGAUAAAAGAAAGGCUUCUUUCAGAACACUUUGUUAAAGGUAAUAAAAAAUGUACCAAAUACAACAAUAUAUAAACAGCCCAUCACAUUCCUCACAAUCUCGUGAGAGCCUUUGCUUAGGACCCUCAAACACAAAAACAAGGGUCCAUGAAUGACUAUUUUCUCUCUUCUGCUUUACUAAGUUUAUUUUAUUAGAAUAUGUAGUCAUGUUUGAAAUACUCAGGAAGAAUCUCUUUACCUCAGAAAUUAUAAAUAAAGAAUGUAUGUAAUCUUAGGGUCUUAGUAGUAGCAUUGAGGUUGGAGGUGAGCAACAGACCUGACACAGACCUGAAUACACACUGCAUCUGUGCUGUUACCUCCUAGGUGAAACUUGAAAUGCUACAAAGACAAACAAUGAAUGUAAUUCAGGUAUUUCAGAGAAAACCUGAUGCCAUAAAUCCAUGUUUUUAACUCUUUAUGAAAAAUUUCCCCUUAUCCUUACCCUUUAUUUUUUAUGUAGAUUUUUGAUGGAGUGAUGAUUGUCUUCAUGAAGUGUUAUUGUAGAUGGCAAACAAGACGUUUGAUUUUGUUGGACAAACUGUUUUCAGAAACCAAGGUAUAAAGCAUAUGACAGUGUCCUUUUAAAACAACCAAUGUAAGUACUUGAGGAAAAAAAAGGAAACAACCCAAAGAUCAGUAUAUAUAUAUUUGGCAGCUAAUCAUGUCUAAUUAUAAAUGUGUUAUACCAUCAUGUAUAAUAUAUGAAAAGGAACACGCUCAACAUGUAGACAAUCCAGAGGGAGCAGCCUGUACCAAUGUCUAAAAUUUUCAGAUUUUUUGUUUAUAAGGUACAUAAAAGUUGCAUGGAGUGAUCAGGUGUCUUCAAAUCAUCACUGCUGAAGAAAAUGAGAUUGAGUUUAUUUAUAUUGUCUGUAGACUGGCUUUUGUGGAUUUUAAAAUUUUGAUCAACUGUGAUGUAACAGCCGCUGAUCACUCCUUAGCCCCAGCACACCCCAUGCUCUUAGCACAAUGGUUUGUCCCCUUGAUUGCUGGCCCUGUACAGCCAUGUGGUGAGCUGAUUUCCCAUCCCCCGUUCCUCUAUCUUACACACGGUCUUUUGGAGAAGCCAUAUUCUGACUGAUGUCUAGUAACCCUAUAGCACUGUUGGGUUCUUCAAGUAAAGCUGGUGGCUUCACUCAUGCCACACAGGUCAAUCAGAAUGACCCUAGGAGCACAUAUUGAUCAUUGUCGAAGAGAUAAAACCUGCAGAACCUGGCAGACUCAGGGACAUCCAAUGUAUACAAAUCUUGUGUAGAAAAAUACAGCACCCGUUUCCAUAAAUUCAAACCAUUUUCAUUCAGAAAUCAUAGGCAAAUACAGAGACUUGGCUGAUUUCAAAACAGGAACACAAAGAUACAGUUUGUCCAACAAAAUUGUCAUUAAUUAGCUGUUUUGAUCUAUUAGUACAGUAAAUUUGUUCUUGGAUCUUGUUCUUGUACAUUUUCUGUAACCAUUUCUACCUCAUUUUUGCAGCAUAUUGUACAUGAAAAUAUUCAUUUCAUGUCUUUUUUUGAUGUCUGUUAUAAAAAUGAUAAUGUUCUUGAACUGUAAUGGUCUACCUCAGAAAAGACUGUAUUUAAAAAAAAAAAGUAUUACACAAUAUUAAAGAGAAUAUGUCAAAAAUC
Molecule: messenger RNA, 4721 nt
Organism: Carassius auratus (goldfish)
Lineage: Eukaryota; Metazoa; Chordata; Actinopteri; Cypriniformes; Cyprinidae
Product: putative fidgetin-like protein 2
Exons: 3
Coding region: 275-2356 (693 amino acids)
Molecular function (GO): ATP binding; ATP hydrolysis activity; microtubule severing ATPase activity
Source: RefSeq, a predicted model, not a curated record